Molecule: messenger RNA, 897 nt
Organism: Sitodiplosis mosellana (orange wheat blossom midge)
Lineage: Eukaryota; Metazoa; Arthropoda; Insecta; Diptera; Cecidomyiidae
Product: BTB/POZ domain-containing protein 3-like
Exons: 1
Coding region: 1-897 (298 amino acids)
Molecular function (GO): protein binding
Source: RefSeq, a predicted model, not a curated record
AUGUCAAAUUCAAAUGGUAAAACAUCAUCAAUUCGUGACAAUAAAGUCGUUAAAGAAACGAUGGUGGCACUCUAUUCGGAUAGAGAUGAAACUGGAGAUGUGACGUUCAUCGUUGAAUCGGAGUCAAUUCGUGCGCAUCGAUGUGUUUUAGCUGCAAUUAGUCCAAAAUACAAGGCUCAGUUCUACGGUGGUCAUCCAGAUGAAGGUGAAAUUCACGUGGCCGACGUAUCGGCAGCCGCUUUCAAUGAGUUUUUACAGUUUUUCUAUUUGAAAAAAGUGAUUUUGAAUACGAAAAAUAUCGAGGGAGUCUUAAAUUUGGCCAAGCAAUCGCUCGUCGACGCCUUUGUUACCGAAUGUAUUGAUUUCCUCAUGGAAGUGGUGAAUGUGGAUAACUUGUGCUGGGCUUAUGGAUUGGCAAUUUUGUAUGAUAUCAAAAAGCUAAAGGAUCAUUGUGAACCACAAAUCAGCGCCGAUACUAAGAAAGUGUUUGCGAGUGAGGACUUCAUCAACUGUGAUCACGAUUUGCUUAUUCAUAUAUUGAAACUGGAUACGAUGGACUGCAAAGAGACCGAAGUAUUUGAUGCCUGCAUCGCAUGGGCGAAAUCAAAAUGUAGACAAGAAGACAUGGAUAGUGAGGAUAUAGGAAAUUUGCGUGCAAAACUAAUCAUGGCAAUCAAACAUAUCCGAUUCAGAUCGAUAACUGCCGAAGAAUUUGAUGAAAUUCAUAGCAAGUAUGGAGGGUUUUUCACGGCUGAAGAAUCAAAAGAAAUUUACCAGAUAAUUCGUGGAGUCAAGAAUAUUAAAACGCGACGAUUCAACCGAACAUCACGACAAAGUGAUAAAGACUGUGCGAGGACUAGAAUACAUAGAGCUAGGCGGAGAACGUUCCGUUUUUAA